UUGGAUUAAGGAUCUGGGAGGAGUUUGCGCUACUCCGUAUUCAUAAGUAGGGAGGCUGCUUCGGGGAAUCGCACUUUCGUGAUAUAAAGUCCUGGGCUUUCUUUAAGACGAAAUAUUGAAGACAGUAACCAUUGCAGACCCAUUGCCGCUAGUCGCCUUGCUUUGACGUUUCGUAUGAAAAGAGAAAGUUUCGAACGAUGAUGGAGUUUAUGACCGAGAAGUUCUCGAUGAAGAGCCAAGUGAUAAAAGGUAGCGAUUAUUACAUGGGAUCGGGCGGCUCGCUGGAUCAAGUUAUGGAGAACCUGGACAGUGUGCAGUAUUAUAGCAAGACUUCGCCCAAGUGCGUCCAGGCCUUCAGCAUCCAGAACGGGGAUCCCCACGCGAGACUGGAGAGGGCAUCUCCCUGUGAAGACCAAAAUGCUUCUUACGUUGCUCCGAAAUCUGAGGAGGAUCCUCUGCACACGAGUUUCGGCGAGUCCAUGGAGUCUUGCUGCGCCGUGAGGGGGUCGCCGGUGAGCGCGGGUCAAGAGAAGCCCGAGCUGGACGACCUGGGGGAAAAGUGCGACAGUAACGUGUCCAGCAGCAAGAAGAGGCGCCACAGAACCACCUUCACAAGCGCGCAGCUGGAAGAGCUGGAGAAGGUCUUCCAGAAGACCCACUAUCCGGAUGUAUACGUGAGAGAACAGCUGGCGAUGCGGACGGAGCUCACAGAGGCCAGAGUCCAGGUGUGGUUUCAGAACAGAAGAGCAAAAUGGCGCAAAAGAGAGCGAUACGGACAGAUCCAGCAGGCCAAGAACCACUUCGCGGCCACCUACGACUUAUCCGUGUUACCGCGGGCGGAGAGCUACCCCCAGAUCUCCAAUAACCUGUGGACGGGCCCCGGGGCCGGUGGUUCGGUGGUGUCCUCCUGCAUGAUCGCUCGCGGCUCGCCCCCCUGCGUGCCCCCCUACCCCCACUCUCCUCGCGGGGACCACGGGUACAUGGCGUUCCCCAACCAGCAGAAUCAGUUUGGCCACAUGUCCCUGAACAACUUCUUUAGCGAUUCGCUGCUAAGCCCGCCGGCCAACGGACACACCUUCGAGGCGAAGCCCGAGUUCGAGAGGAGGACCUCCAGCAUCGCCGUGCUCAGAAUGAAGGCCAAGGAGCACGCAGCCAACAUCUCCUGGGCCAUGUGAAUGGGUGCGAUGCCUGGUUAAGGACAGAAUACGGCACCAAGGGAAAACAGACUUUAUUUUUAUACAUGUAACCAUUGCAUGUCUAGAUCUAGUAGCACACAGCCCAUUCUCUGCUAAGGUUUGGGCAAACCUGAGUACUAAAGUUUAAAGAGGAUCCCAAAGAAGGAUAUUUUAUUUUAUAUGUGUGUGUAUAUGUGUGUAAUAUAUGUACACAUUACAUGUACACUGCUUAGAUACAUACUGAACACUGCACUCAAUUCUUUAGAAAUUUUUGUUCAGAUAAUUAUUGGGCUAAAAGAAACCAAAGUGUAACCUGAAGUAUGACGUAGCUUCUUGCUGUAAUUACUGUACAGUUCACUCUAAUUACCCUACAAUCCAUUGUAAUUACCAUACAGUUGACUGUAUUAUUUUUAUUACAUACAGUUAACUGUAGCUAUCUGCAUACAGUUACCGUACUUAAUUACUGUAUGGUUUAUUGUAAUUACUGUACAACUCACCGCAAAUAAUCACCGCACAAUUCAGUGUAAUUAUCAUACAGUUCCCCGUAAUUAAUUACCGAACAGUUACUGUAAUUACAGUUUACUGCAACUUCGGGUUACCAUUUUUUGUAAUAUAAUUAUGUUUCAAUUUUAAAAGAUUAAAUAAAAUUCAUUACGUUAGUUUUGUUUCUUUUUGUGUAUCUUUUGCAUAGUAAAAAUGUUUUUUGCUAUUGUUUGAAAAAUGUUUCUGUUCCAGAUCUUAUGGCCUAUUUUGUUCAGUUUUGUCUACAUUUCAGUGAUAUAAAAGUAUCGUUUGUGAAAUGCUCAGUA
Brienomyrus brachyistius is the source of this 1984-nucleotide messenger RNA. RefSeq names its product ALX homeobox 1 (gene alx1). Lineage: Eukaryota; Metazoa; Chordata; Actinopteri; Osteoglossiformes; Mormyridae. The record is from RefSeq and is a predicted model, not a curated record. Gene Ontology annotation, molecular function: DNA-binding transcription activator activity, RNA polymerase II-specific; RNA polymerase II transcription regulatory region sequence-specific DNA binding. Gene Ontology annotation, biological process: negative regulation of DNA-templated transcription; positive regulation of transcription by RNA polymerase II; embryonic skeletal system morphogenesis. The coding region runs from base 198 to 1175 and encodes 325 amino acids. The transcript has 4 exons.